AAGGACCCGCGAAACAUGGGGAAACCGCGGUGUCCUUCUCCCGACGAACGUACUCUCACUGAGACGACCGACUUCCACGGGACAUCCUUCGAUCGGUUUUACUUUUUUUCUUUCGUUUACCCCAAGCAAACUGCGAUGGAAAGGAUCGAGCUUUUCCUAAUCGCCCUGCUCUCGGCGAUCGGCAAUACUCAAACUGUCGUAAAAAUAAUGAUCGCGAUGGAGGAAGCAGACUCGUCCAUCAACGGAUUCGUUAACGACGCCGUCUCGUCCGCGGAGCGAGACUUUGGCAAGGGAAUUAUUAAGGUCGACGUUUCGACCGUCGAGGUCGACAGGGAGUACGAGGAUGAGAGCUACAACACAGCCUGCGCCGUCCUUUACGGAGGCGUCAGUUUGAUCCUGGACAUGACUUGGACCGGGUGGAACAGGCUUCGCGAAAUAGCCGCGGAUACGUCGGUAGCUUACGUGCGAGGAGACGCUACCCUGACGCCCUUCGUCCAGGCGAUGGACGACCUCCUGACGGCGCAAAACGCGACCGACGCUGCGCUGAUAUUCGAAACUGAAAAAGAACUGAACCAGACCCUUUACUUCCUCAUCGGUUACUCCAUCAUACGAGUGGUCGUUUUAGACGAGCUUAACGAGGCGUCGACGAUGAAGGUCAGGGCCAUGCGACCCUCUCCUUCGUACUACGUCAUCUACGCAACAUCCGCGAACAUGGAGACGUUGUUCAAGGCGGCGAUCGAUGGCGGGUUGGUGAGAAGGGACGGUACUUGGAACCUUGUAUUCACCGACUACAAUUACCAAGAUUUCCGAUACAUCGCCGGCGAUGUGGAAUUGAACGUUUCCAUCAAUAUCCUCACAAUGAAGAACGAGGUCUGCUGUAGUUUGAUCGGAGAGUCACCAUGCACCUGCCCGAAUGACUUUCAGACAUUUCCGCGGUACUUUAAACGCUUGAUCGGUUUAUUGGUCAGCGUGAUGAGCGAGGUUCAAAAAUCGGGGGUCACAGUUGAGCCGAAGGUAAUUAAUUGCAAGAAUAACGAAGACGUCGUCUCGACGGAUAACACGACCGUCGAAGCCUUCAAGAAGAAUUUAUUAACGAAACUGAGCACCAAUCACACCUUCGAAUACCUGCCCGAUCGAAAUUUGAUAACUUAUCGUGCGGAAAUCGAGCUGAAAACACUGACUCAGGGUCGCCUGCAGAAGAUCGGGGAAUGGAACAGGCAGCACAAAAUAACGACGGAUAAAGGGAUGGAGAUAAAACCGGCGCGGAGAUUUUUCCGCAUCGGUACUGCGCAGAUGAUACCCUGGUCUUACGUGAAAAAGAACGCCGAAACCCAGCAGCCGGUCUUGGACGAAGAGGGUAAGGAGGUGUGGGAAGGAUACUGCAUCGACUUGAUGAAGAAACUGGCGGAGACGAUGGAUUUUGAUUACGAAUUGGUGAUACCGGCGAGCGGAGAUUUCGGGGAACGAUUGCCGAACGGUAAAUGGACAGGAAUUGUCGGUGAUCUUCUCCGCGGGGAAAUCGACAUCGCGGUGGCGGCGCUUACGAUGACGUCGGAAAGGGAGGAAGUCAUAGAUUUCGUUGCGCCUUAUUACGAACAAUCGGGAAUCCUAAUAGCUAUUCGAAAACCAGUGAGGAAGACCUCGCUUUUCAAAUUCAUGACCGUAUUGAGACUGGAGGUUUGGCUUAGCAUCGUCGGGGCUUUGACUGUGACCGGGAUAAUGAUUUGGCUGCUGGACAAGUACUCGCCUUACAGUGCGCGCAAUAAUAAAAAUCUCUACCCUUAUCCGUGCAGGGAAUUCACCCUGAAGGAGAGCUUCUGGUUCGCCUUAACGUCGUUCACACCUCAAGGCGGAGGCGAAGCUCCGAAAGCCCUUUCUGGCAGAACUUUGGUCGCCGCUUACUGGCUGUUCGUCGUUCUCAUGCUCGCCACUUUCACAGCUAAUUUGGCCGCCUUUUUGACCGUCGAAAGAAUGCAGUCCCCGGUGCAGUCGUUGGAGCAGCUGGCUCGACAGUCGCGUAUAAAUUACACUGUGCUUGCAAAUUCGCACGUCCAUCAGUACUUCAUAAACAUGAAAAACGCCGAAGAUAAAUUAUACACAGUAUGGAAGGAGAUAACGCUAAACAGUACCAGCGAACAGGUGGAAUAUAGGGUAUGGGAUUAUCCGAUAAAGGAACAAUACGGCCAUAUUUUACAGGCCAUCACACAAGCUGGCCCGGUCGAAAGCGCUCGUGCUGGAUUUCAGAAGGUAAUUGACAGUGAAAAUGCGGAAUUUGCUUUCAUCCAUGAUUCGGGUGAGAUAAAAUACGAGGUUACGAAAAAUUGCAACUUGACCGAAGUUGGGGAAGUUUUUGCCGAGCAGCCAUACGCGAUUGCUGUACAGCAGGGAAGUCAUCUUCAGGAAGAAAUUAGCAAAAGAAUAUUAGACUUGCAAAAGGACAGAUACUUCGAAACGUUGUCAUCAAAAUAUUGGAAUCAGUCUCUCCGAGAAUCCUGUCCAAAUUCCGACGACAGCGAGGGAAUAACGUUAGAGAGUUUGGGCGGAGUUUUCAUAGCCACUCUCUUCGGCUUGGCCUUGGCGAUGAUCACCCUGGCCGGUGAGGUGAUUUUCUACCGAAAGCGAAAAGUUUCGCGAAAAGAGCAGCAGCCACCGGCGGUGAUCAAGUCCCGGAAAAUACCGACUCUCCAGAUGAAACCGGCGCCUGUUGUUUCCCUCGUCGACAGACCCAUGAAAAACAUUCAGCCAAGGGUUUCCCACAUUUCUGUCUAUCCCAGACAUUUUGCGUUCAAGGAAUAACGCCAAGUAACAGGCCACCGAUUGCAGCGCAAUUUUAAUUCUUCAUGGCUGAGAUGAUGGCGGUGUCUUUUAACCGAGAGGUAGCCAAGUCAUACUUUUGCCGGUGUUGCAGACCCUCCGUGGUGGGGGAG
Molecule: messenger RNA, 2927 nt
Organism: Diprion similis
Lineage: Eukaryota; Metazoa; Arthropoda; Insecta; Hymenoptera; Diprionidae
Gene: Ir8a
Product: ionotropic receptor 25a
Exons: 17
Coding region: 16-2796 (926 amino acids)
Biological process (GO): modulation of chemical synaptic transmission; synaptic transmission, glutamatergic; monoatomic ion transport
Cellular component (GO): postsynaptic membrane; plasma membrane
Molecular function (GO): glutamate-gated receptor activity; transmitter-gated monoatomic ion channel activity involved in regulation of postsynaptic membrane potential
Source: RefSeq, a predicted model, not a curated record